Molecule: messenger RNA, 568 nt
Organism: Auanema sp. JU1783
Lineage: Eukaryota; Metazoa; Nematoda; Chromadorea; Rhabditida; Rhabditidae
Source: the annotation of a GenBank genome assembly
UUUGUUCUCAACUUGUGAGGCGGCAAACACAAUGCCUGCAUACCAUUCCAAAUUCGAAGCUUCUCAACUUGUUGGAAACAUAGGAUUACUUCCUUUGCGGACAAAUCUCAAAGGACCAGCUCCAAAAACUGAUGGUGAGGAUAUAAUCGAUGAAGCUCUAGUCUACUUCAAGCCUAACAUUUUCUUCCGCGAAUUUGAAAUAAAAAAUCCAUCUGAUCGUACUCUAAUCUACCUAACUUUCUAUAUUACUGAAUGUCUUAGGAAACUGUCUAGGAGCCCAAACAAAAUACAUGGUCAGAAAGAUUUGGCUGCUCUAGCACUUAAUCAUCAACUACCAAUUCCUGGGGAAGCUGAUUUCCCACUUAAUAGCAUGUACAAACCUCCGGCAAACAAACAAGAAGAAGAAGUUAUGCGCGCCUAUUUGCAACAACUUCGUCAGGAACUUGGUAUGAGACUAUGCGAAUUAGCAUUUCCUGAUCCAGCUCAGAAGCCUAGCAAGUGGUGGCUCUGUUUCGCCAGAAAACGAUUCAUGGACAAGGGACUGGUCAGUCAAGGAAUUACCCUUUAA